AUGGCUCAGAUAUCCAGUAACAAUGGAGUUAAGCAGUGUUCAUCUUCACCUUUGGGGCCAGCAAAAACAAAAGAUGUGGACAGAGAAGAAGCAUUACAGAUGGAAGCUGAAGCUCUAGCAAAACUGCAAAAGGACAACAAAAGAGUGGUUGAAAAUCAGCCAGGCUUUGAAAUCUUAAGUAAUACUGCUCAAAAAUCACAAGAAAUUCAUAGUAAACAGGACCUUGAUCUCAUGGUGUUUCCUGAAUCAGAUUCACCCAAAAGGGCUGUAGACAUUGAUAUUGAAAAGCUAACUCAUGCUGAACUUGAGAAACUACUGCUAGAUGACAAUUUUGAAUCUAGUAAAGCACCUACGGUGCCAGGUACUCCUGUCUUGAGCCCUUCUUUUUCAGCACAGUUUUAUCUACGGCCUACUAUUCAAAGGGGGCAAUGGCCACCUGGAUUUCCUGGGCCUUGCACUUUACCUUCUAUUUAUCCAUCACCUUACUGUAAACAGGCUGGUGCAUUCCAAAAUGGCUUCAGUUCAAGCAUGUCUACAUUUCCAUCUCCUGAACCUAUUUAUUUAAGUUUUCCAAGACAAUCCCAAUACAUUUCUUACCCUUUGACACCUUCUACAUCUUUUAAUCCACAAGGAAGUUUACCCAUUUAUCGUCCAGCAGUCAGUCCUGAAAUGGCAAAACUUUUUGACAAAAUAGCUAGCACUUCAGAAUUUUUAAAAAAUGGUAAAGCAAGGACUGAUUUGGAGAUAAAUAAUACAAAAACUACUGUUAGUAAUUUACAAGGGUCCCCAAAGUCUGAUGAUAUCAGUAAAUUUGACUGGCUAGACCUAGAUCCUUUAAGUAAACCUAAAGUGGAUAAUGUGGAAGUUUUGGACCAUGGAGAAGAGAAAAAUACGCCAGUUUUAACAGCAGAGGAUCCUUGGGAUGCUGUGCUUCUUGAAAAAAGACCAUCAACAGGUUGUUAUCCUGAAAAAAAAGUGAAUGGAAAACCCCUUCUGGGAUCAACAGUAACAAGAAGUCAUUCUUUAAAUAUUAGAUCAGCUCAGCUUACAAAAGCCCAAGGCCAAGUACAUCAGAAAGACAGUGGGACCAGUAGUUUGUCAUCUGGAAGUUCUCUUUUACAAGAAGAUGAAAUCCAGAAUGAAGAGGUGGCAGCUUUUUGUAAAACUGUUUCAAAAUUGAGGACCAACUUUCCACAUACCAGUCGACUCACAAAUCCAGGUUAUGUGCUAAGCCCAGUAAUGAUGCAAAGAAACACGAGCGGAGAGAAUUCUAGUGUGAAGGUUUCCAUAGAAAUUGAAGGAUUUCAGUUACCAGUUACUUUUACAUGUGAUGUGAGUUCUACUGUUGAGAUUAUAAUAAUGCAAGCACUUUGCUGGGUCCAUGAUGACUUGAAUCAAGUAGAUGUUGGCAGCUAUGUCCUUAAAGUCUGUGGUCAAGAGGAAGUGCUGCAGAAUAACCAUUGCCUUGGAAGUCAUGAGUAUAUUCAGAACUCUCGAAAAUGGGACACAGAGAUUAAACUGCAGCUCUUGACCUUCAAUGCAAUGUGUCAAGAUCUGGCUCGAACAGCAGAAGAUGAUAAAACACCUACAGAUUUAAGCAAAUAUCUACACCAUAUAGAAAAUCCAUUUAAAGAAUUCAUGACAAGACAUUCUAUUGAAGAACUUCUAGAUACUUAUCAUAACCAAGUGGAAAUGGCUUUUCAGAAUGAAAACCAACAUAGAGCAGUAGAUCAGGUAAUCAAAGCAGUAAGAAAAAUCUGUAGUGCUUUAGAUGGUGUAGAGACCAUAGCCAUUACAGAAUCUGUAAAGAAACUAAAAAGAGCAGUUAAUCUUCCAAGGAGCAAAAGUGCCGAGGCAACUCCAUUAUCCAGAGGUGAUAUAAUAAGCAAGAGUUCAAGUAGGGGUUCCCUGACUCCAGAAAAUCCUGUUCAAGUAAGCAUGGACCAGUUAACUUCAGCUAUUUAUGAUCUUCUCAGACUCCAUUCAAGCUCAUGUGGUGGUCCCAUAGACUAUGGACAAAAUCAUAGGACCACUAAGGAAGCAUGGACUACAACAGAACAACUCCAGUUUACAAUAUUUGCUGCACAUGGAAUUUCAUCUAGUUGGGUGGCAAAUUAUGAAAAAUACUAUUUAAUUUGUUCCCUGACUCAUAAUGGGAAGGAUCUUUUUAAGCCUAUUCAUUCGAAGAAAGUUGGCACAUAUAAGAAUUUCUUCUAUCUUAUUAAAUGGGAUGAACUAAUAAUUUUCCCCAUUCAGAUCUCACAGUUGCCAUUGGAAUCACUUCUUCACCUUACCCUUUAUGGAAUUUUAAAUCAAAACAGUGGAAGUUCCCCUGACUCUAAUAAACAAAGAAAGGGACCUGAGAUCUUAGGCAAAGUUUCUUUACCUCUUUUUGACUUUAAGCGGUUUUUAACCUGUGGAACUAGGCUUCUCUAUCUUUGGACCUCAUCCCCUACACACCCCAUACCUGGGAUAACCCAUAAAAAAGGACAAGUGAUGGAAAGAAUAGUAUUGCAGGUUGACUUUCCUUCCCCUUCAUUUGAUAUCAUUUAUACGACUCCUCAAGUUAAUGGUAGCAUUGUACAGCCACAGUGCUUAGAAACACUGGAAAAAGAUACUAAAGGAAAACUUCUUGCCAUUCUUUCCAGAGAUUCUUCAUUUGGACUUUCUAAAGAAGAUAAAGCCUUUUUGUGGGAGAAGCGUUAUUAUUGCCUUACUCACCCAAACUGUCUUCCAAAAAUACUAGCAAGUGCCCCAAACUGGAAAUGGGCAAAUCUUUCUAAAACAUACUCAUUACUUCAGCAGUGGCCACCAUUGCCUCCACUGAAUGCCCUGGAACUGCUAGAUUCAAAAUUUGCUGAUCAGGAAGUAAGAUCCUUGGCUGUGAACUGGAUAGAGACAAUUAGUGAUGAUGAGCUAGCCGAUUUUCUCCCACAGUUUGUUCAAGCUUUAAAGUAUGAAAUUUACUUGGAUAAUUCAUUAGUGAGAUUUCUCUUGUCCCGAGCAUUGGGAAAUAUUCGGAUAGCACACUACUUAUAUUGGCUGCUGAAAGAUGCCCUGCAUGAUGCACAGUUCGGGGUUCGAUAUGAGCAUAUUCUUGGGGCUUUCCUGUCAACUGGAGGAAGGGGUCUAAGAGAAGAGCUCUUAAAGCAGACGAAACUUGUACAGCUUUUAGGAGGAGUGGCAGAGAAGGUCCGACAGGCCAGUGGGUCAUCUCGACAGGUUGUCCUCCAAAGAAGCAUGGAACGUGUACAGUCAUUUUUCUUACAAAAUAAAUGUCGUCUCCCUCUCAAUCCAAGUCUUGUGGCAAAAGAACUGAAUGUUAAGACAUGUUCCUUCUUCAGUUCUAAUGCAGUUCCCCUGAAAGUCACUAUGGUGAAUGCUGAUCCUUUAGGAGAGGAAAUCAAUGUCAUGUUUAAGGUUGGUGAAGAUCUACGACAAGAUAUGUUGGCUUUACAAAUGAUAAAGAUUAUGGAUAAGAUCUGGUUAAAGGAGGGACUGGAUCUGAGAAUGGUCAUUUUCAAGUGUCUUUCAACAGGCAAAGAUAGAGGUAUGGUGGAGCUUGUACCUGCUUCAGAUACACUCAGGAAAAUCCAAGUAGAAUAUGGAGUGACAGGAUCCUUUAAAGAUAAACCACUUGCAGAAUGGCUGAGGAAGUAUAAUCCUUCUGAAGAAGAAUAUGAAAAGGCUUCAGAGAAUUUCAUCUAUUCUUGUGCUGGAUGCUGUGUAGCCACCUAUGUGUUAGGUAUCUGUGAUCGGCACAAUGACAAUAUAAUGCUACGCAGUACAGGACAUAUGUUUCACAUUGACUUCGGAAAAUUUUUGGGCCAUGCACAAAUGUUUGGUAGCUUUAAAAGAGAUCGGGCUCCUUUUGUGCUAACCUCAGAUAUGGCAUAUGUCAUUAAUGGAGGUGAAAAGCCUACCAUUCGUUUCCAGUUGUUUGUGGACCUCUGUUGCCAGGCCUAUAACUUGAUAAGAAAGCAAACAAACCUCUUCCUUAAUCUUCUUUCACUGAUGAUUCCUUCAGGGUUACCAGAACUUACAAGCAUUCAGGACUUGAAAUAUGUCAGAGAUGCUCUUCAACCUCAAACUACAGAUGCAGAAGCUACAAUUUUCUUUACAAGGUUGAUUGAAUCAAGUUUGGGAAGCAUUGCUACAAAAUUUAACUUCUUUAUUCACAACCUUGCUCAACUUCGUUUUUCUGGACUUCCUUCUAAUGAUGAGCCCAUUCUUUCAUUUUCUCCCAAAACAUACUCCUUUAAACAAGAUGGUCGAAUCAAAGAAGUUUCUGUUUUUACAUAUCAUAAGAAAUACAAUCCAGAUAAACAUUAUGUUUAUGUAGUAAGAAUUUUGAGAGAGGGACAAAUUGAACCAUCAUUUGUCUUCCGAACAUUUGAUGAAUUUCAGGAACUUCACAACAAACUUAGUAUUCUUUUUCCACUUUGGAAGUUACCAGGCUUUCCUAAUAGGAUGGUCCUGGGUAGAACUCACAUAAAAGAUGUAGCAGCCAAAAGGAAAAUUGAGUUGAACAGUUAUUUACAGAGUUUGAUGACUUCUUCAGUAGAUGUUGCCGAGUGUGAUCUUGUUUGUACUUUUUUCCAUCCUUUACUUCGUGAUGAGAAAGCUGAAGGAAUUGCUAGAUCUGCAGAUGCAAAUCCCUUGAGUCCUACCUCUGGCCAAGUAGGAGGAGCAGUGAAACUGUCUAUCUCUUACCGAAAUGGCACUUUAUUCAUCAUGGUGAUGCAUAUCAAAGAUCUGGUUACUGAAGAUGGGACGGACCCAAACCCUUAUGUAAAAACAUAUCUACUUCCUGAUACCCACAAAACAUCAAAACGUAAAACCAAGAUUUCACGAAAAACUAGAAACCCAACAUUUAAUGAAAUGCUCGUAUACAGCGGAUAUAGCAAAGAAACAUUGAGACAAAGAGAACUUCAGUUAAGUGUACUCAGUGCAGAAUCUUUACGGGAGAAUUUUUUCCUAGGUGGAAUAACUCUUCCUCUAAAAGAUUUCAAUUUGAGCAACGAGACAGUUAAAUGGUAUCAACUGACGGCAACGCUAUAUUUGUAAAUUCACCAGUGUUGGAUGAUUGGAAGCAAGAGGAGAUGAAUGAACCCUGCUGACUUGUGAACAAAAUUUUGUAUGUUUUUUUCUACUUGGACAGAAUUUAAGACAUUAAACAAACUUAGCGUUUUCAGCACAUCUAUUGGACCAACCACCACAAAAUUAGCAUGAUGGAAUUUUAUGGGAACCAUCUAUAAUUUUAAAGUUACCAUGGGAUGCUGCAAAUCCCAAACUUAAUUUUUUUUACCAGUUUCUUAAAAUAUGUGCUUUUUGAUAUUGAAGUUUUUCAACCAUCCUUAACUAUUCAGAGUAAUAAUUUUGGCUUAGUUUCGUUGUACUGUAUCAGUUCACCCUCUUAUCUUUCUAUUUCCCACUCUGCAAAUUUGAUGUAUUUUCCUCUUUGCUGUUACUAAAUUUUACAUUCUAGUCACUAUUGUGUGUAUGAAAACAUCAAAGCAGAGAAAGGUACAUCAUUUUAGCAAAAGAAGUCCCCUGCUGUUUUCUUCAUUACUGUAAAGUACAUCAUAAAUAGAGGAUGGCUAAAAACUACUGGAUAGUACAAAAGUUGAAAGAAGUAAGAAACUGGAUAGUGUUGCUUUUUAUACUAUUCACACCAGAGUCCAAUGUCUUUAAAACCUCUUUCAGAGUGAGUGCCAACAAUGGAAGUUGUAAAUAAUGGUGCCUU
Gracilinanus agilis (Agile Gracile Mouse Opossum) is the source of this 5746-nucleotide messenger RNA. It is a transcript of the gene PIK3C2A, whose product is annotated as phosphatidylinositol-4-phosphate 3-kinase catalytic subunit type 2 alpha. Gene Ontology annotation, cellular component: cytoplasm; plasma membrane; phosphatidylinositol 3-kinase complex. The coding region runs from base 1 to 5067 and encodes 1688 amino acids. The record is from RefSeq and is a predicted model, not a curated record. The transcript is spliced from 32 exons. Gene Ontology annotation, biological process: phosphatidylinositol-3-phosphate biosynthetic process; phosphatidylinositol 3-kinase/protein kinase B signal transduction; cell migration. Gene Ontology annotation, molecular function: 1-phosphatidylinositol-3-kinase activity; phosphatidylinositol binding; 1-phosphatidylinositol-4-phosphate 3-kinase activity. NCBI's taxonomy places the organism in Eukaryota, Metazoa, Chordata, Mammalia, Didelphimorphia, Didelphidae.